Messenger RNA from Stegodyphus dumicola, 7683 nucleotides. RefSeq lists its product as uncharacterized. Gene Ontology annotation, cellular component: histone methyltransferase complex; transcription regulator complex; nucleus. Gene Ontology annotation, biological process: positive regulation of transcription by RNA polymerase II. The record is from RefSeq and is a predicted model, not a curated record. Lineage: Eukaryota; Metazoa; Arthropoda; Arachnida; Araneae; Eresidae.
CUUGAAGCAUGCGUAGUAAGACUAUUGCAAAUGGCGGAUUCUGUUAUUGUUCCAUGGCGAACGUCAAGGGAAUAAAAUCAUGCCCGAAAAGCUACCAUUUCGAGAUAUGGAAGGGGAGGACUUAGCAACUACAGUCCUCACCUGUGAGGGAGAUAUCAGAGACCCUUUAUUCCAUUCCAAGUUAGAGAUUCUUGUGAACAAGUUGCAAAAUCUCAUCUCUGAUGAGGAAAAUCCUAUCAAAGUAACCAAAGUUGAGCCGUGGAAUAGUGUUCGAGUAACUUUCAACAUCCCUCUGGAAGCUGCACAGCGUCUUAGGCAAUUAGCUGAGAGAGGUGACAGAGUGUUACGAGAACUUGGAAUCCUUUCAGUGCAAAUUGAAGGAGACCAAGUAAUCACAUUAACACUAGCCAGUCAGUACAGUGAACCCCAAGAAAUUGUGCUGAGGAAAACAUCUGAUGAGCAGGGAGAUGUUGCGAGUGUCUCUUUUAAUUUACCUAAUUCUGAACCUGUGCCUGGCCCUAGUUCGGCUGAACCAGCUCAUAAAAAUAUUACUCAGUUCCUUGGACAUAUUGUUGGCGGAGCCACGGCUGCUGCUUCUGCUGUGGGCUCUUCUACAAGGUUGGAGAAGGUAUCUUCUCCACAACCAGACACUUCAAUUAGUUUCCGUUCACCAAAUGUCAUAGCGCCAUCAAGCACUGAACCUAUACCAUUUCCACCUGCAGCUGUUAUUACAACAGCAGCUGUUGUUCCAAGUUCAUCAAAAGUUUCUCCAAAUGUUUCUGUAAAAUCUUCAGCUGGGUUUGGGCCAUUUCCUUUUGCUAGUAUGACUCAUGCAAUGAAUACUAAAAAUAGUGCAACAAGUCCUCAAUAUCAGCCUGUACUUCUACAAGGGGGAAACCCAAGAAUUUCUUUUACUUCUUCUGCAGCCCAGUUAUCUACUGCUAUACUAAAUUCUUCAUGUAGUGCUGUUACUGCAACCUCAACUGUUUCAUCAAAAGCUUCUAACCCUGCAUUGCAAAAAGUACCCCGAACUAUAGCUAAUUCUACUUUUAACAAUGUUGUGUCUCGAACUGUCCCACCUAAUGCAAUAGCGUCUACUUCUAGGGCUAAUGUAGCUCUAUCAAGUCCUCUAUUAGUAAAUUUGCUUCAAAGUGAAGCUUCAAACUUACAGCAAAAUAAUAAAUUGAUGCCUCCUCCUUCUCAAGCCUCUAAUCAACCUCCUAAACGCAAGAGGAAGCCUCGAAAAUCAAAAGAUAAAUUAAUAGAAGAUGGAAACGUAUCAUCACCAAAUUUUUCUGCUUCUCCUUCACCGCCAUCUUUUCAAUCACAUGUGGGAGUUAGGUCACCUGGAGGAUUUGAUCCUCUUAGUGUUCUUGGCCAGCCACUUAGUGUGCCUAUAAGUAAUUUAUCCAUCUCACCUCCCUCUACUCAAAUUGCAAAUAUUCACCCAUUGGCCCAGGGUCAACCUCCUGUUUCUAAUAUAAAACCACAGACUAAUAUACAUCCUCAAGUACAGGGAUUACCACCUGUUUCAUUGCAAUCACAAAUACAAGGGCAACCUAUGGUUUCCACCAACAGGCCUCUCAGUCAUCAAACACUAUCUGCCUUUCGCCAAACUCCAGGGCAUCGGGCAGUGCCAAAUAUCCAUCCACAGGCACAAGGUCAGCCUCAAGUACACACGGGUAAUCUUCCUCUUCACACACAUAUUCCUGUUGGUGCACCUCAAGUAGCUAGACCUCCAACAGGAAGCUUGCAAUCAUAUGCAAUGUCUGCUCCACGUAAUAUACCAAUAAAUCCUUCAAGAUCUUUAUUCAGUGGAAGGGAUUCAUCUUCACUAAUGAAAAUAAUGGACAAAACUAAUAAAGACUCUGGGCCCUUAAAAUGUGAUAAAUCUAGUGCUCCCUCUACUCCUAGCACCUCAACUGAUUCAAACCCUUUCCCAUCACCACCUUCUUCGACCGAUGGUAAAACUAAGCAUUUAAUUAAUCCUGUGACUGGUAAGUUAGAACCAAUGCCAAGUGAUGAAGAAGAGGAAGAAGAAUCCUUAAGUUCUCUACCUCCAUUUCCAGAGUUUGAAAAUGAUACAUCAGAGAAAAGCCAUUCUGAGCGAAGUUUUUCUGAUGGUGGGAAAGACACUAAUCACUCUUCAGACACAGAUUCUGGCAUCAGUAAGUCCAUAACUGAUGCCUCUCAGUCGUCAACUGAUGCUUUAAUUGUUGAUUCUGGGAAGGAUAAGAAAAAUGAAUCAACUGCAAAAGUAGACAGUGUUCCAUCAGCUUCUGUCACAUCUUCUGUACCUGGUGAAAAAAUAAAACUUAGGCUGAAAUUAGACUCUAAAACUAUAAGAGAAUCAAAAGACAAUGAGACAAAGGAGAAACGUGUAAAAGAUUCUAAUCCUCCACUAAAUCAAAAGAUUGAUGUAGCUGUUGUAAGUAUUCCGGGUUUGAAAAAAGGUACAACCACUACAUCUUCAUCUUCUGUUCCCGAGCCUAGAGUGCCUCCUUUACAUAUCUCACUUCGUGGUCCUAAUGCAGCAGUUGUUGUCAGUCCAAGAAAAGAUGAUUCUAAGUCAAGAUACACAUUGAACAAGGAGGACCAUCCUAGUGCAGAAGUUCCCUGUAAGGUUAAUCAGAAGAAAGUUCGCUCUCCUAGAAGUGCUCGGGUGGGAGAUGUAGCAUUGUCAGUAACUGGACGGACUUUAGAUUCACUUGACAGGAAAGUAAAGGGAAAUAAUCCUAAAGAUUUCAAAAAAGUAAAAGAUUUUUGGAAUCAAAGUGUAAAAAGUAUAUCUAUGUCUGGUGGAGGCAUUGUAGAAGUGAGUGAAAAAAUUUCAUCAAAUCGUAUGUCUUCUUACGAUACUUAUAUCUCUGGGACUUCUGUAAGCAAUCCAGUUGUGCAACGCAAGCCAUCAAAUAUUUUUAGUCUUGCUGCACGAGACUCAUGCAAGCCAGAAAUAAUGACUUUGACUUCUUGUUCUACUGGUGAAAGCGUUACCUUACAUACAUUUGCUGGCUCCAAAUCACCACUGCCUUUACAGGUUGCUGCAGUUUCUGAAACUGAAGUAUUGCCUGCUGAUGUUUCUCGAAGUGUAAAUAAGGAUGUGAGCUCAAGUGUAUCAGAUGUAGCAAUGCCAGUUGAAAGGACAGAAAGUGCAGAUUUAGGUAGAGUUAAUAAUCCAUCUGAAGAAAAACUGUGUGAAAUUUCACUUCAUGUAGGAUCAUUAAAAGAUAAUUCAUUUCCAAGUUCCAGAAAAUCACCUCUUAUGCAAAAUAAUUAUCUACCUCAUUCACCCAGUGCACCAGAUGAUAACAAAAACAGUGUACAUAAAAGCAACUGUCCUAGUGAACAGACUCAGUCGCAAUCUGCCAGUAGUUUAGUAUCCACUGUGCCUCUGAGUGUAAACUCAGCCUCUUCACCUACUUGCAAUACAAAUGAAACUGCCUCAGGUUCAAAUGUUCAAAUGCAAGUAAGUGAUUCUACGGAUGCAAACAAACUAUUAAAACCCGAGAGGGUUUCGGCUUAUCCUGAAGAGGAUGUUUCUAGCUCUACAGAUAGCCAAAAACAGUGCAAUACAUAUUCUAUAAAUAAAGAUAUAAUAGAAAAUAUACUUGACAGUGUAAAUGUAAAUAAAAAUGUACAAAGUGACAAAAUUGCUCCUGAAACUAAUUCUAGGGAAGAUAUUAUUACUGUAAAUGAAGUACAAAAUGUUGAUGUAAAUAUAAAUGCUACUGCCAACAAAAAAGAUGUUUUUGGGACUGAACUGAGUGAAGAUGUAAAAAGUGAGCCUUCACUUCCAGUUACUUUGAAAGUACCAUCGAGUGGAGAUGGUGAUAAGUGCAAAAAUAUAUUAUCUAAUCAUUCAGAUUCUUGUGAUUUAUCACUUUCGUGUUUAACACCAGCACCUAAAAAAGAAAUAAAAGACAAUAUUGAUGUGUCUGAUAAAAGUGUAUGUGUUCUUGAUGUAAAAAAUCCUCCAAUUGCGCAGAUAAUCAGUGUUGAUACUUUACCAAUCCAGCCCCAUGUGAUUGAAGUGCCUUCUCUGCAAACCUCACCGGCAGUGCCAAAUAUGUUGGCCAAGUCAGGGCGUGCUACCGAGGUAAAUUCAAUACCUCCUGUUGUUCCAUCAUGUGGCACGUUUUUACCGGCCCGGAAUGUAUUGGUGGUGCAGGAGAAAAGAGACAUCUCAAUUUGUGAAGGCAGGGUUUCUCCAGAUACUAGACUUGCAAAUAUAAUUACAGUGGCCUCUCAUACUGAAAAAUUUCCAAUAUUAUCUUUGCCUUGUAACACUGACAAAAGGGUCAAAUUGUUAAAUCAUAUUAAUAUUGCUGUGCAAGAUCCAUCUUUAAAUGUAAAAGAAAGUCCAUGUCAGAGUUCCUCAGUUGCAUCUAGUGAAGAGUCUAAUGUAGAAUUGGUUGAAGAAGAAAGAAGAAGGUGCAUGCAAUUAUCUGAGGUUCCAACCAGUACUCCAGGUCCUCCGGUCACUGAAUCUUUGACUAUAAGCUCCAGUUCUUUAUCUAAAACAGAAAAUUUAUGUUCUGAUGACAAUAACUCAGCUCCUCCACCUACUGUAAAAGAAGUUUUGAAGAUCUCAAAUAAAGAAAGCAUAUCUCAAAAACCUGCAUCCAAAGAACUUGCAGUUGAUGGUUGUAACAAAGAUGACAAGAAGUCAAAAUCAUUUUCCCCAGUGCUAUUCAAUUCUUCAUUAAAUCCUGAUUCCACUGUGACAUCUGAUGUCCAGGCGCAAACAUCAGCAUCAAGUAUUGUUUCAUCUAGCAAAAUUCUUGUGGAAGAAAAAAGUUCUUGUGUAUCAUCUGAAAGCUCUGUUCCCUUAGUCAGUAUACAAACUUCAAUACAAAAAGAAAAUCAUUCAGAAUCUAAUACAUCUACAGCAACUUCUGAAUCAUCGACAAUACCUUUGGUAACUUUACACAGUUCAGGAUCUUCAUUAGGCAUAGAAAGCAGAACAAUAUCUAUAAAACAAGAAGUUAAAAAGGAAGCCUUGUGUACAGAAUCUGUUCAUGUUGUUAGCACUUCUAGUAAUCCUGUUGUAACAUCUUUGUUAUCUCCUGUUAAGUAUUUACCUUCUGAAGUAAGUAGCCAAAAAUUUAAAUUAAUUUUUAAAGGUGGAGCGCAGAGAUCAACAUUACAAGGCACAAAUUCUCCUACAAGCCUUGUUGUUCCUCUCAAUUCAUCAAAAACUGUUCCCAUUAAGUUAGUGACUUUGCCUGGUGUUGCUUCAGCCCUCUCUGUUCGCUCAACAUCAAAUCCUAAUAUAGUGGAAAUUAUUGGACCCAAAACAGCUUCAUCACAGAAUUCGCCAACUUCAGGUAAUCCUCAUUCAUCGUCACCAGUUCGUUUAGUUGUAUCAAAAGUACCCCCUGGACUUACAUGUACAAAUCAGAGUGGCUCGAUAAACAGAGUUGUUGUUAAAUCUGUUGUUGUUACUGGCACUUCUCCUUCUAUAAAACUUGUUUCAGCUAAUACUUUAUGUACAACAUCUGUUCUAUCUACUUCUUCAGCUUCAACUACCUCAUCUGGUGUGCAGAAUGUAUCAUCUGCUUCAACAUCUAAUUCCACAUCAAGCCACAACUUCAAACUUCCAGCAGAAGACUUGAAGCCUAUGAAUGCUGAAAAUUCAACAGCGCAGUCAGUGGCUGUCAGUUGCACAUCAGAUCGAAAAAUCGUUGGAGUUGAAACAAACAGUUUUCGGGACACUAAGGAAACAUCUGUCUCUCAAAGUUUACUUAAUUCUUCAAGUACAUCGACUGUAAGAUGUUCCUCUUCUGCUGACAGUACAACAAAAGAUGCACUCCCCCCUGAUUCUCCGUGUAAGAUUUCUUCUACUGAUUCAUUGUGCAAACAAGCUGCUAAUGCAGAUUCUUCAACAUUUAAGUUCAGUGUUGCCCCAUACACUACAUCCCAACCAUCAGCUGAUGUCACUGUAAAUGCAAAAAUUACCUCAUCUGAUAACCAUACACCUGUAAAAUUAUCAUCUUUGUGUCCCCUUAGCACUGAUUGUGUGUCUUCUGAAAAUACUGGGAAUUCUGAAAGUAAUCAAUGUGAUAAUGAAGUAGAUUCUAAAAAAUCUGCUGUUGCUGAUACUACCACAGAGCACAUUGCAAGUGAAGUGUCUUCAGUGUUAUGUCCUGAAAAGCCUUUCAGUAAUAAUGAAAUAGGAAGUUCUUCAAAUUGUACAGAAACUGUAGAAAUUACUGACCUUAAUAAUAAACAGAAUAAUAGUUGUGUGAUAGGAACUGAAGCAAAUGAAAGGACUUCUAUCAAUUCUUCAACUAAAUCAGAUGACUCAAUUAAAAGUGAACAAACUGCUGAUAGUGCCAUUACAACUAGCUUGAAUUACAUAUCUAAUGAACUUGAGUCAUCUGAUGUAGCUGACAGUAGUUUAAUUUCUACCCCGCCUUCGUGUUCUGAAAAUUCAGAAAAUGAAGUUAAACUGCAGCAAGAAUCUUUGACUCCUAAUGCUGAUACAAAUGUAGAUAAUUGUGUAGGCAUAGAGGAUCCUUGUGUAAUUGAAAAUGAAGUUACCAUAGCUAGCAACAUUGAAGAAGUUUCAGAAACUUCUGAAGGCAGUGAUUUAGUUCAAAAUAGAGAGCUUGAGUGCAAUGAUGUAUUAGGACAUUCUUUUGGUGUUGAAUCUGCACAGAAUGAUUUGUGUCAGGAUACUGAAGUGGUACUUCAAGCAGAAGACACUGACUCUCUUGAUGCAAAAUGUAAUAAAUUCCGUCCACUGGGUGAUGAAAGUAUUGACAUUGUCGAUGGUGUGGAUUUAGAUGGUGCAAAGGUUGUAGAGGACUCUCAGCUUGAAAUAUCUCUAGUCUAUUCUAAGCCUCUUAAAAGAAAGUGCUCAGAAAAUGCUGCUGAACUUAUUAAGGCCUGCAUGGGUGUUGAGGAUGGCCCUAAAAGGGGAGUUGUGGUGAAAACGAAGUCUUCAGAGGACAUUAUUGAGAAGAUUGAGCAUGAAAAGUUGGAGGAAAAUGUAAGAAUGAGUUUGAGGAUUAGAAGAGAUGAUAGUAUCUUGAAGAAAAGUAAAGGCUCAACACUGAACUCAGAUUGCUCAACCGAUGAAGAUAUAACAUUAAGUGAACUGGUCACCAAAGCACGACCAAGAGAAAAACCAUCUAGAAGUAGAAUCAGCAACAGAGAAAGUCCCAUCGAACCUAACAACUGCAGGCCUGGUAGGCGAAGAUCCGGCUCUAAUGAGUCACAUCACAGCGAAGAGAUCAAAACUCGAACUUCGCGAGAGAACAAGAGGGAGACUAAUAAAAAGGAUGAGCCUUCUAAAAAAAUGCCAGAGCGAACAAAAAGGGGGACAUUUAAAGCCCAAGAUCAAGUUGUCAUGUCCAAGGUUGGUAUACAAAGGAGCAGUCGGAUCAGAGACUCUGAAACGAAGCCUAGUACAUUAAAUAAUAAUAAAGAAGAAAGUGUUUCUUUAGGAGCCAAAAGAAAAACACGUGGUACCACAGAAACACAAGAAAUGUUGGUACAAAUGAAAAGGCGACGCUACUCUAAAGAUGGUCACAGAUAACCCAGAGCUGUAUUGUAAAUAGUCAAUCUGUAAUCUACAUUUCUCCUCUUGUACAUAGCAUCACUGUAAAUACCAAAGUUUGACAUUCACAUGUAUGUGCAUUCAUGUAUAGAGAAUAUAAAAGAGUGGUGGAUUUAACA